This is a messenger RNA of Stylophora pistillata, 6545 nucleotides long. Its product is annotated as intersectin-1. Gene Ontology annotation, biological process: intracellular signal transduction; positive regulation of Rho protein signal transduction. Gene Ontology annotation, molecular function: calcium ion binding; protein binding; guanyl-nucleotide exchange factor activity. NCBI's taxonomy places the organism in Eukaryota, Metazoa, Cnidaria, Anthozoa, Scleractinia, Pocilloporidae. The record is from RefSeq and is a predicted model, not a curated record.
CAGAUGGGCAUGAGCUCGUUUUAUCAUUGUAGUCAUAGAUCACAGUUAACUAGCGUACUGUGUAUUAACACUUUUAGUUUUCCAAGAGUCCUCAGAGAUUAAUUCCUCAGCUCACCUGUGAAUCUUCCUGUCAGAGGAGUCGCUGUUGUGUUGUGCUUCAUCGAAUGGUCUUCACCGUCUACCGUCACUUUGAAAUAAUAUUGCUGUGUUGUCGAUGAGAUUGUUGAUUCGCUCGAGUUUGAAUGAAGAAGUCUGACGCGGUGAAAUGAGGAUUUUAUUCUCGGGAUAAAAAACUGAAAUUUCAGCGCUCUAUUUUGUUUGUUAUAUUAUUUGUGUAUCAGUUCAGACAAAGGCAUUUCUGAUAUGGCGAAGGAGUGAAUUCAACAAUGUCACAGAUGGCAUCUCCAGGCGGAAUUGGCCCUUCUUUACCAGCCUCGUGGGUGAUAACAUCUGAAGAUCGGACUAAACACGAAGCGACCUUUCAAAGUUUGAAUCCAGCGAGUGGUUUUCUGACAGGAGAACAAGCCAAGAAGUAUUUCCUGAAGUCUAAUCUUUCACCAAUGGUGUUAGGUCAAAUAUGGAAUCUUGCAGACAUGGACCGGGAUGGCAAGAUGACCAUGCAAGAAUUCACAAUUGCUGUUCAUUUAAUACAAAACAAGUUAAAAGGAGUGGAAUUGCCCACAUCUCUCCCUAACAGUUUAAAAAUGACCUCAAUGCCUAGCACUUUUCAGGUGGGGCAACAGAAAACAAAACCUUCUACUGAUUGGGGUCAGUCUCCUAACCAACCAAUAUCAAAUGGCUUCUCAAAAGUGGGUAUAAUGACCCUGCCACACAAACAAACUUCAGGCAUUUCAUGGUCAGGAAUAAACCAAUCACCACCACAAACAAGAGCUGCGGUUUCUGGAUCAUCUUCUGUAUUUGGUUCUUCUUUUGGACCACAGAUGUCAGCAGGCGUACCUGCAGCGUCAUUGUCAUCAUCAUUUAAUGUUGGAAUGAGCAGUAGUUUAAACACUGCUGCUCCUAGUGCAGCAAUAAUAAAUGGGCCUGGAGGUCAAAGUCAGAGUGGUUUUGGGCCAGGAAUUCCUAAUGUCCGCAGAGCUAACUCACUGACUGGAAGUUUUAGUCAAGUUGCAACAGGAACGUAUGGAACUAUAUCACCAAACAAUAGACUAAAAUAUAAUCAGAUGUUUAAAGCAAAUAAUUAUCAGAAGACAGGCUUUUUAUCAGGGGAACAAGCUCGAAGUAUGUUAAUUCAGUCAGGGCUUUCGCAGGGAAUUCUUGCUCAAAUAUGGAGUCUCUCAGAUGUAGACAAAGAUGGACAGCUUAAUAUUGAAGAAUUUGCAUUGGCAAUGCACUUUGUCGAGCUGGCAAAGCAUGGUCAGGCCUUGCCCCCUACUGUUCCCCCAGAGCUUCUUCCACCUUCAUUCCAGUCACGGCAAACAAGCACUACAUUUUCACCAGUAGCAGACAGUCGUGAACGGUCUGACAGUGGACGAGAGAGAAGUGGGAGUGAAAGAGAGAGAAGUGGAAGCAUAGAUGGAAGGGCACGAUCUGGAAGUACCUCAAAUGCUAAGGGAGUUUUUACUUUUGAAGACAAGAGGAAAGAUAACUUUGAAAAGGGCCGCCUGGAACUUGAAAGGAGACGCAUGGAAUUGCAAGAAAAAAUGAAAAAAGAAAGAGAUGAGAGAGAGAGGAAAGAGGCGCUGGAGGAGGAAAGGAGACAAAGAGCAAAACUUGAAGCUGAGCAGAAGAGACAAGCAGAGCUGGAGAAACAGCGACAGCAACAGCUAGAGAUGGAGAGAGAGCAAGAAGCAUUGAGGAAGAAAAUGAUUCAACAGAGACUUGCUGCCCAAAUUGAAGCAGAGAGACAACGUCAAUUAGAAUGGGAAAAGAGAAAAAAAGAAGAACUAUUAAAUCAAAAAAAUAUGGAACAAGAUAUUGUCAAUAAUCUAAAAUCACGGGUCCAGAAACUCAAAGAAGAAUUGCUUAAAGUGAACCAGGCCAAAAAUGAAGCACAAGAGACCUUAGAGAAAGAAAGGCAAACAUGUAUGCAGUGUCAGUCAGCCCUUAAUCUUAUAAAUCAGAGCCAAGAAAUGAAACUAGCAGAGAUUAGCAGGGUUCAGUGUGAUAUCAAGGACUCCCAGCAAAGGAUAGUUGUUAUGAAGAAGGAGAGUGAACGACUCUCACAGGAAAUCAACUCAAUAGAUUCUAACAAAUUAGGAGACACUCAUGGUAAUGUAAUGGCCAGUGUACAAGACUCAGGGGGAAACUUGAGAAGACUGCAAACAUUACAGAACAACAUGGAGAGGGUUCUUUCUGAGAAAUUCAAGGAACUCGACACUGUUAAUACACAGCUUAAGGAUCUAAACACAAGUACACAGCAAUUGUCUGGACAAAAUGCCAGGCUGCAAAACAUAUCAGAAGCUAAACAAAGAGAAUACACCACUUGGAAACAACGUAAAGAUGAAGAAGAUAGACAGCGGAAAGAAAUGGAAUUGAAACGGAAACGGGAAGAAGAGGAGGCACGGAAACAGAGUGAAAGAGAGCUAGAGGCCAUGAGACAAGAACAGGAAAAACAGAGGAAGGAACAAGAGAUGCGCCGACGCCUCAAUGAAGCAAGACAGGCUGAAGAAGCUAGACGCCAAGAGGAGUUAAAAAAACAGCAGCUUAUCACGAAAGACCAGAUACUAGUCCAACAACAACAGAUGUUAGUGUCAAGUGCACCCCCAGUGAUUAGGCACAUCAGUAGUGAGUCAACCACCAGUAGUACCAGCAGCACUAGAAAAACAUCAGCUGGUGAUGUUAAGCAGAAGGUCCUUCAGAUGCAACAAAUAAUAAAGGAACAAUCAGCAGAAGUGAGACCAGCCCCUUCAAAUCUCUUUAAACCAAUUUCUAAACCAAUUUCAAAGAAGGAAUACUACAAAGUUCUGUACGAAUUUGAACCCAGAAAUCCUGAUGAGAUGGCCCUUGAAGAAGGAGACAUGGUCACGAUUGAUCCCAGUGAAAGUAAGGCUCCGCCUGGUUGGCUUCUGGGUGAGUCAAAUGGCAAGAAAGGCUUGUUCCCAGAAAAUUAUGCUGAAAAAAUUACAGAGGAAGAAGCAAAAUCAACGGCGAAAUCUCAGAAAGAAACCGUCAGUGUUUCGCCUCCAGAGAGCUCUUCUACUGUAAAGUCUCUUGCAGCAGCUCUCAGUAUGCAAUUUGCCACAGGGGGCACAAUCAGUCCAGCAGUUAUGAACCAGAACUCUUCUGUAACAAACACAAAUGUUGUCGCAGAGACCCCAAAGACUGCUACCACUCAACAGUCUGCUGAAGGCUUCAGAGUGAUGGCGUUGUAUCCUUACAGAGCGAAGAAAGAAGACCAUCUUACGUUCAAUAAGAACGACGUGAUUAUCGUCAAGGAGCAGCAAGAUAUGUGGUGGUUUGGAGAACUCAACGGCAGUGUUGGAUGGUUUCCUAAGUCUUAUGUCAAGCUUCUCGGAGGAGUUAGUGGAGCCACAAAACCUGGCGAGAUAAACGGGGCACCGAAAGAACAGCCGAGUAAGACUCUAGAAUCGAACCCUUCUCCUGAACCAAGUUCACCAACAACUCUGUUUGAGUGUGUAGCGCUGUAUAAUUACACAGGUGAAGCUGGUGACCUGAGCUUCUCUGAAGGUGAUGUUAUCAAGGUUUAUGAAGAUGAAGGCGAGUGGUGGAAAGGAAACUGCCAAGGGGAACAAGGGUUGUUUCCUGCUAACUAUGUCAAGAAAAGGGAGACGGAGGGACCAAAAGCAGCUCCUCGCAUGAAGCCAGAAAUUGCUACUGUGAUUUCGGCUUACAACGCAUUUUCAGCUGAACAGUUGUCUCUCUCACCCGGCCAGUUAAUCUUGGUCAAGAAGAAACAUCCUGAUGGCUGGUGGGAAGGCGAAUUACAGGCUCGUGGUAAGAAACGUCAAAGCGGCAUGUUCCCGGCGAGUCAUGUGAAAAUUUUGGAUAGAAAGACUUCGCCAGCAGCAAGCUCUCCAGUCACAGAAAGCGUUUAUAGCGUUCCUCCUGUGGCAAGAGUUAAACUAGAGCAGGUAUUGGCCAUGUUCCCUUACACGGCACAGAACUCUGACGAGCUCACCUUCUACAAAGGAAGCGUUAUCAAUGUAGUAAGUAAGGAUGGAGAAUGGUGGAAAGGAGAAAUGAACGGACAGACGGGCAUGUUUCCAUCAAAUUACGUUCAGCCUCUGAGCAACCUCAAAGUGGGAACGACUCAAUGGACUGGAUCCUUCGAUGAAAAAGUAUUAGCGACAAUGUCAUCAACAGAACGACAGAGACAGAAUGUUAUAUAUGAAUUGAUGAAUACAGAGCAAAGCUAUAUGGAUGAUCUGAGUGCGACUUGGGAGGUGUUCUACAAUCCUCUUGCUGAGUCUGGUCUGUUGACAGAGCAAGAACUCGGUACUGUGUUUAUCAACUGGAAAGAGCUCAUCUGGUGUAACAUGAAACUGCUCAAGGCAUUUCUCAUUCGAAAGAAGAUGAGCAACAACGUGGCAAUUACAUCGAUUGGCGACAUUUUGUGUGAAAUGUUGCCCCGCCUCACCCCAUAUGUCAGGUUCUGUAGCUGUCAGCUCAAAGCUUGCCAGUUGUUACAAACCAAGAUCGAGACUAAUCCGGAGUUUAAGCAGCUAGAGAAGAGCUGUAUAGCUGAUCCCAGAGCUAAAGGUCUUCCUUUGAGUAGCUAUCUUUUGAAGCCUUUGCAGAGAAUUUGUAAAUACCCUCUUCUUAUCCGAGAGAUCUUAAAAUUUACUCCCGAAAAUCAUUUCGACAGAGGCAACUUAGAAACCGCGCUUGAAAAAGCCGAAGAGCUCUGUCAACAGGUCAAUGAAGGUGUUCGCUCUCAAGAAAACACAGACCGCCUUGAGUGGCUUCAAGCACACGUCAACCUUGAAAGUAUCGGAGAGCGUUUGUUUUUUAAUUCCACUACAAACUGCCUCGGACCAAGAAAACUGUUGCAUUCUGGAACACUAUGGAAGGUUAAGAGUGGAAAAGAACUCAAGGCUUUCCUCUUCAAUGAUUUCCUUAUGUUAACGCGACCGCAAAGCUCCAUUGCAGGAAGUUUGUCCAAGAGGAUUGGAUUUGAAUCCAAUGAACAAGAUGCGAUAUAUGACAUUUACAGAAAGCCUAUCAUGCUGAAUGAGGUCAUCGUCAAGAGAAAUCAAGAAGUGAAUACUGAAGAGUCUGUCUUUCACAUAUCACACAUUGAUCAGACGUAUUCCUUCCGAGCUGAGUCUAAAUCCGAAAGAAAUCGCUGGAUGGAUCUAAUGGAGAAAGCUUCUACGACGUACAUUGAAACAGAACGUGAGUUGCGACAGAAAACGCAUAGAGCGCGAUCGUUUCGGACAAGCGGAAUUGGAAAAGUCACGGUGACCAUGGUCCAAGGAGUUGACUUAAUAGCUUCUGAUCCCAACGGUCAAAGUGAUCCCUAUUGUGUAGUGAGCAUGGGCAGUCAAGAACACCGCACGAAAGUGGUACCGCAGACGCUCAAUCCGAAAUGGAAUUCUCAGAUGACUUUCACGGUGAAAAGCCUUGAGCAAGAUGUGCUCUGCAUCACUGUGUUUGAUCGAGAUCUGUUCUCUCCAAAGGACUUUUUGGGUCGCACAGAGGUAAGCUUGGCAAAGCUUUUAUCGAAAGGCAAGGGACCCUGGUUGGAAAGACUGUUAUUGCACGAGGUUGGAACGGGAGAAGUGGUAGUUAGGAUUGAACUACAAUUAGAUGCGACAUAAAUGUAAUAUAAAUCAUUAUGGAAUAAACGCUAAGCGAAUGGCUAUAGCCUCUAAUAUGCAUAUGAUCACGUGUUACCUCGUGACGCCACGCCCAACUGUAGGGAGUCAUUUUUAGCUAAGUGUCAAACGUGGCACUAACUAGUAAAAGAUGUUGUUGGGGAGAGGUUUAUGUCGUUGUGAGUUUUUAUAGUAUCCACUGAUCGUUCGAGAGCAAGGAACUGCCAACGAGUCUCGAAUUUGCUCAUUCUUCAGAGGACUGUGCUUAUACAGGCUGUUCCGCCUGUUUGCGACGUGGUAACCCUUUAUACACCAGAAAAUUUAACUGAACCACUGAUGUAGAAAUUCGAAAACGGGGAUUGCCUCCGAGUGUGUCGUUUUUUCUUCCCUUUAAGGUCUAAGUUCUAAGUUCGCGAAAAUGUGUAGUUCGUAAGGACUUCUACGCGGUUGUAAUGGGUAUUUUAAUUCCAGUUGCGAACUUGUGAAAAUACCAUUUGAAGCUAGUUAACUGAAAAAAGGAUUGAUAUAUCCUGGCUAAAUGUCAAGGUUAAAUUUUUCUUUGAUAUUGAAUGGUAUGAUGACAAACCAAACCAAAACUCUUUUCUGUUAUUUGUAUUUUUUUCAAGUGCCUCUUUAAAAUGAAAGUAACAUAAUUCAAGAGUACAUGUAUGUAAUCUUUCAUCAGUGUUAUCCUCAUAAGCAUAAGAAACUAUGUAGAGAACGUGAUGUUCUUACCGAUAAUUACGUUAAAAUUCGUCUUGUAAUUAAGGUACUUUUAUUCUUCUUAGAGAAACAAAGCUUAGA